AUGCAUGGAAAGUCGCCUGCGAACGCAGCUCCUAUUGGGAAUGUUUCUGUUUUUACCUCCAAACUCACGCCCGGCGGGGACAUAUGCGUCGGAUUUACAAUCCUGACAGUAGUCCUGCUGUCCGUCCUGGGGAACGGGCUGGUCCUGGUGAUCUCCUACAGGAGGAGGAAGAAGAUCAUGGGCUCGGAGAUGCUCUGCGUCAACCUGGCGCUGGUGGACUUCCUGUGCUGCAUCUUCUUCUACCCGCUCUCCAUCAUCUCCUCCUUCAGCCAUGCCUGGCUGGGCUACCACGCCACCUGCAUCUACUACGGCCUGGGCUGCUUCACCUUUGGCCUGUGUGGGAUGUUCACCAUUGCGGCCAUCAGCGUCAUCCGGUACCUGAAGACCUGUUACAGUGUGGUUUAUGCGGUUUGGCUGGAGGGCGACAGUAUCCGCUUGGUGUGCGGUGCCACCUGGGUCAUCGCCGCGGUGUGGUCCUGCCUGCCCCUGUUCGGAUGGGGCGAGUACGUGCCGGAGCCCUACGGGCUGUCCUGCACCAUCGCCUGGAAGAAGUACCACGCCUCUGUUAAGGACGCCGUGUAUGUCAUCUGCUCCUUCGCCUGCUUCACCUUCAUCCCCGUCCUCCUCAUCAUCCUGUCCCAGUGCCAGAUCCUCUUCAAGGUGUACAAGUUCUCCUACGUGCUGUCCACCAGGGGCAUCCGUACCAACCUGCGUACCGCCGAGAGACGGCUGUCUGUGAUGUUCUUCUGCAUCAGCCUGGGGUUUAUCAUUGCAUGGGCCCCAUACACUGUGGUCUCCUUCAUGUCCAUCUUCAACAAGGGCAGCUACCAGAUGGCCCCAGAGGGCUUCGUUUUCCCGGCGCUGUUCGCCAAAAGCUCCCACAUCUACAACCCCUUCAUCUACUUCUACUUCAACAAGGCCUUCCGCCAGGACCUGCGGGUUCUGCUGCGGUCUGUAUGCCUCACUGGCACGCGGAACCGGGUCGGGGUCCGGUCGGUGAUGGGGAACCAGGUGCCACACGUCAUUCAGAUCCAGUUGCAGGAGCAGAGCCGCUUCUGGAGGAACAACUACCAGUCCCAGGGGAACAGCAACUACGUGGGCAGUAACCACUCGCACAGGAGAGCGGUCUACCCAUGCUGGGUCUCUACAGUCAGGGUGACCCCUUCCAGCACUAACCACAUGCCUGCCAGGGACUUUUUACCCCUGUCGUCUUGA
Messenger RNA from Megalops cyprinoides (Indo-Pacific tarpon), 1215 nucleotides. RefSeq names its product opsin 8, group member c (gene opn8c). The coding region runs from base 1 to 1215 and encodes 404 amino acids. The transcript is spliced from 4 exons. NCBI's taxonomy places the organism in Eukaryota, Metazoa, Chordata, Actinopteri, Elopiformes, Megalopidae. Gene Ontology annotation, molecular function: G protein-coupled receptor activity. Gene Ontology annotation, biological process: G protein-coupled receptor signaling pathway. Gene Ontology annotation, cellular component: membrane. The record is from RefSeq and is a predicted model, not a curated record.